Molecule: messenger RNA, 1146 nt
Organism: Sporisorium graminicola
Lineage: Eukaryota; Fungi; Basidiomycota; Ustilaginomycetes; Ustilaginales; Ustilaginaceae
Exons: 1
Coding region: 1-1146 (381 amino acids)
Biological process (GO): carbohydrate metabolic process
Molecular function (GO): hydrolase activity, hydrolyzing O-glycosyl compounds
Source: RefSeq, a predicted model, not a curated record
AUGCGCGUUGGAACCACCACCCCCGUCGUCGCCGUGGCUGCGGCCGCCGCAGCCAUCGCCAACCUGCCCUCGGCCUCUGCAGUGCCGCACCAGCAGAGCCUGUACAACGGGUACAACGGUCUUGCCGGCCCUGCGGCCGAGUUCUACGAUGACAGCAUCCCGUCGCGCGUCUCGCACGGCGUGUGGUCGACGCUGACCUCGCUGUUCGGCCAGUCGCACAACCCGGUCCAAGUCAUCAAGUCGGCCCCGGGCGUCUCGAUGCUUUCGUCGGGCUUCCCCACUGCGGAUGCCGACAGUGUGGCUGCUCCGCGCUUCGUGCUGUACGGCGACCAGGAUGUGGCGGGCCAGUCGUACGGCGCCCCGCCCUACUGGAACAUCACCGGCUUCAACGUGUUCAACCUGGCCUUCUGGACGGUCAAGUACGGCGUGGCGGACAAUGCAGCCAAGUUUGCGGCCAAGAGCGAUGCGGAUAAGAAGUGGUUCAAGUCGCGCUACGCCGGCGCCGGGAUGAAGCUCAUGGUCAGCGUGUUUGGCGCCACCGACACUCCGCAGAGUCUGGGCAAGGACCCGACGCAGCUCGGCAAGACCAUCGCCACGUUUGUCAAGAAGAACGGCCUGGACGGCGUCGACGUCGACUACGAGGAGAUGGACCUCUUCGCACAGGGCAGGAGCGCCAACUGGCUCAUCGCGCUCACCAAGAGUCUGCGUGCUGAGCUGCCGUCACCUUACAUCAUCACGCACGCACCCGUCGCACCCUGGUUCAACACGCAGAUGUACCCCGAGGGCUACGCCAAGAUCCACAAGCAGGUCGGCGACCUGAUCGACUGGUACAACGUCCAGUUCUACAACCAGGGUUCCACGUACGACUCGUGCGACAACCUCAUCUGGAACUCGGGCGACGACUUCCCCCUGACCAGUGUGUUUGAGAUCAACAAGUACGCCGGCGUGCCCCUCGACAAGAUUGUUGUGGGUAAGCCCGCGAUCGAGAGCGAUGCCGAUAACGGAUUUGUCAGGCCGAGUGUGCUGGGUGCCUGCUUGAACGUUGGAGUCAACAACGGCUGGAAGGGCGGUGUCAUGUUCUGGGAGUACCCGCACAUGACUCCUCACCGCCUCAGUGUCAUCACCGACGCCGCUGGCCUGAGCUAG